Messenger RNA from Humulus lupulus (European hop), 1478 nucleotides. RefSeq names its product bifunctional L-3-cyanoalanine synthase/cysteine synthase 1, mitochondrial. Gene Ontology annotation, molecular function: cysteine synthase activity. The transcript has 10 exons. Lineage: Eukaryota; Viridiplantae; Streptophyta; Magnoliopsida; Rosales; Cannabaceae. Bases 132 to 1250 code for a protein of 372 amino acids. Gene Ontology annotation, cellular component: cytoplasm. The record is from RefSeq and is a predicted model, not a curated record.
AAAAAAUCCUCACUCUAUAAAUUAAGAGGGUCUCUCAUUCUCUUACAAAGUAAACACUGGACACACACACGCACAAUCUAUUAGAUUUUCUUUUCAUUGAUUUAAAGUCAUAUUAUUCAUAGAAUCCAUUAAUGGCUGCUCUAAGAACCUUACUCGGGAGAAAACCCAGUUCUACUGGAAAUGCUAUGGCGUUGAAGAAGCUUUUUUCAACCCAGCCCAUUAUUGAUUCCUCUUCUUCUUUUGCCCAACGACUCAGAGAUCUCCCCAAAGAUCUCCCCGGAACCAAUAUCAAAAAAGAAGUUUCUGAACUCAUUGGAAGAACUCCUCUAGUCUAUCUUAACAAAGUUACUGAAGGCUGUGGAGCUUACAUUGCUGUCAAGCAAGAGAUGAUGCAACCCACUUCUAGCAUCAAAGACAGACCAGCAUUUGCUAUGAUGAAUGAUGCAGAGAAGAAGAACUUAAUUACUCCCGGAAAGACAACUCUGAUAGAACCAACAUCAGGAAAUAUGGGAAUUAGUAUGGCAUUUAUGGCAGCCAUGAGAGGGUAUAAAAUGGUUUUAACCAUGCCUUCUUACACAAGCUUGGAGCGCAGAGUGACUAUGAGGGCAUUUGGUGCUGAGUUAAUACUCACUGAUCCAACCAAGGGGAUGGGAGGAACCGUUAAGAAGGCAUACCAACUUUUGGAAUCUACUCCUGAUGCUUUCAUGCUCCAACAAUUCUCAAAUCCUGCUAACACUCAGGUACAUUAUGAAACUACUGGCCCAGAGAUAUGGGAGGACACGAGUGGACAAGUCGAUAUCUUCGUUAUGGGAAUUGGUAGCGGUGGCACUGUCUCUGGGGUUGGACAGUAUCUGAAGUCCCAAAAUCCCAAUGUUAAGAUAUAUGGAGUAGAGCCAUCUGAGAGUAAUGUACUUAAUGGUGGUAAACCAGGUCCUCAUCAUAUUACUGGAAAUGGGGUUGGAUUUAAACCAGAUAUAUUGGACAUGGAUGUAAUGGACAAAGUUCUUGAGGUUAGUAGUGAAGAUUCAGUAAACAUGGCAAGGCAGUUGGCUUUGAAAGAGGGACUUCUGGUAGGGAUAUCAUCUGGAGCUAAUACAGUGGCUGCUCUAAGGCUUGCAAAAUUGCCGGAGAACAAAGGAAAACUUAUUGUGACUAUUCACCCAAGUUUUGGAGAGAGAUACUUGUCAUCUGUGUUGUUCCAAGAGCUGAGGAAUGAAGCUGAAAACAUGCAACCAGUUUCAGUUGACUGAUACUUGAAAAGGAUUCGAAGUACAGAAACAUGCAACCAGUUUCUGUUGUUCCAAAAUUAUUCGAAGCCUUUUUCUCAGUGAUACUAAUGCAUUCAUAUUUGUCAAUCUCCACAGCAGAAAGAAAGAAAUAUGUAUCUGUUGAUUUAUGUUAGUAGUGAAUUUGAGUCUUUGCAAUGUAAAUUGGUCUUUUAUUGUUGUUUGCAAUAAGAAUUUGUUUUUCAUGCUGAA